AUGAAUCCGUUCAAAGGUAUUCCUGGUGGACGCAGCAAGCGCAAGUCCAAGUCGGCAAAGGUUGAAGUCAAACAGGAACCGGUGAUUAAGGAGGAGCCCACCAACGACGGUGACGAUGUCAUAAACAUACCACAACCGAGAGUUGAGGAAAGAUAUCGUGCGAAUUACGAAGGGCCGUUCGAUUUUGGGUAUGAAUUCAAUGUGGUAAAGGAUGAAAUCAAAUGUGAAGAAGAAGAAGAAGCGGGCAAAGAAAAAGAUUCGGUACCAUACGAACGAGCGAAUGAUAAUGCUGCCACCAGAGAUGAUGGCAACGAAGAGUCUAUGGAUGACGCAAUUGAUGUGCAACAACCGAAAUCAGUUGGCAGCGGGAAGAAACGAAAUAAAGCAUCGAAAAACCAGAGCAAACGAACCAUUCCCAGGAAUCAAGCGGCCAAAAAGCAAAAGAAGCACAAAUGCCAUGUUUGCAAUCAUUUGUCAAGUGACAAGUCUAAGCUCAAAGUACACUUGCGAAUUCACACUGGAGAAAAGCCGUUUCAGUGUGACGUUUGCUCGAAGUCCUUUGCACAUAAAAGAAUCCUGAACCGUCAUAAGAAAACGCAUGGCUCAAAGCCGCAGUUUCGUUGUUUAAAAUGUUAUCAAAGAUUUGAACAAGAAUCAGACAAGAUCGAUCAUGAAAGGCUAUGUAGUCCCCAGCAAUUCGAAUGCGAUAUUUGCGGAUAUAGAACGAUCAACAAAUCACAUUUGAUAAGACAUAUGCGGACCCACACCGGGGAAAAACCGUUCGUGUGCUCAAUUUGUUUCAAGUCGUUAAGGAGCAACGCACAUCUUCUAAGUCAUUCGAUGACUCACAAAUUGGAACUACCGAAUGCUUGUGCGAAAUGUGGUCGACGAUUUGCCACUCCGGACGAUAAGCAAUCACACGAAACGCGCUGCCAACGAAGUCCGUUUGCAUGUAAUCAAUGUCAUUACAAAACUUUUAGGAACCAUCAUUUGAAGCUGCAUAUGCAAGGAAAACACGGAGCCAAAAGAUCGAUUGAAUGUGAAAUUUGCAACAAGAAGUUUGUCAAACAGAUUACAUUAAAACAGCAUUUGUCAUUAGCACACAGUGACCAGUUCCCAUUCCAAUGCACGAAGUGCUUCGGGGGAUACGUAACCGAAGAUUCAAAAAUUGCCCAUGAAGAUGUAUGUGGCCACCGUCAGUAUCAAUGCCAUUUGUGCAAAGAGUAUCGUCGAGACAAACAAAAACUGACGAUUCACAUGCGGAAAGAUCACACCGGUGUGUGGGUUCAAUGCGAAGUGUGUGCAGCAAGCUUUUCCGAUGAAAGUAGUACCAAUCGACACAUGAAAGCAGUUCACUUCUUGAAGAAGAAAUAA
Sitodiplosis mosellana (orange wheat blossom midge) is the source of this 1374-nucleotide messenger RNA. Its product is annotated as zinc finger protein OZF-like. The coding region runs from base 1 to 1374 and encodes 457 amino acids. The record is from RefSeq and is a predicted model, not a curated record. The transcript has a single exon. Lineage: Eukaryota; Metazoa; Arthropoda; Insecta; Diptera; Cecidomyiidae.